Messenger RNA from Lineus longissimus, 3425 nucleotides. RefSeq names its product protein-serine O-palmitoleoyltransferase porcupine-like. The record is from RefSeq and is a predicted model, not a curated record. The coding region runs from base 233 to 1702 and encodes 489 amino acids. The transcript is spliced from 12 exons. Gene Ontology annotation, molecular function: palmitoleoyltransferase activity; Wnt-protein binding. Gene Ontology annotation, cellular component: membrane; endoplasmic reticulum. Gene Ontology annotation, biological process: Wnt protein secretion; lipid modification; protein palmitoylation. NCBI's taxonomy places the organism in Eukaryota, Metazoa, Nemertea, Pilidiophora, Heteronemertea, Lineidae.
GCCUCCUCGCGGCCACCGGUGAGACUGACAGUUGUCAUUAUGGCGGUACUGUGUGGGAAUGUUGCAUUUUCCCGACAAAUUCUGGCCAAUAUUGCGUUAUCUUUUGUUCUGAUCACAAAGUUUUAGACUUCAUCUCAGAGCCUUUGACACAAAGAUUUGACUGAUUUCAGUAUCAUUUUCCAUGGCGAGUUGUUUACCUGGAUCAUUGAGCUGAUGUCGUUAUUAGAUCAACAUGGCAGAGGACAUAUACACUGAGAUGGGCAGUGAAUUUCCUGGUGGCUAUUUCGGAGAUGAGGGAGGUGAUAUCGACCAUCUUCUAAAUGAGGGCGUUGAUGAAAUACCGAUUUACACACGAAUCUCAUUGCCUGAGCUUUUGGAUAAAUGUAUUCUGCCAACUUUACAACAAGCAUCUGUCCAUGUGGUACCCAGUGUUGUUCUGUGUUUGCUUUGUAAAUUCAUCAGUCACACCGUGGGAGAAGGUUUUGAAGUGACUGGUCUCUCGUUCCUUCCACGCCAGUUAAUCCAUUUGAGCUCAGCUUUCAUGGGUCUACUUCUGCUGCAUCUAUUUUUCCAAGAACACAUCGUCUUCGUCAUCGCUCUUGCUUUCAUUUCAUAUAUCUUGCUGAUCCUGGGCAAAGCUAAGUUACCAGGCUAUUGUGGAUUAUCAACAGCUGUGGUGGUUGUCUCUUACUUAGUAAUAUGUGAAAUAUUUGUUGUGGAUACAACUGAGUGGCACCGAAUCCGUGGUGCCCAAAUGGUGCUAGCUAUGAAGGUGAUAUCGGUGGGCUUUGACAUGGACAGUGGCUUACUACUCAAGGCGCCAGGAAUCUCAGAGUUCAUGGGUUAUGCCUUCAAUGUAGGAACAGUGAUCUUUGGGCCCUGGAUCAGUUUCCUUGACUACAUGACAAUACUUCAGCUCAGGGAGAGAAAAAUGACGUUUUACUGGGUGGCUAAAAUGGUGGGCAGUUUCCUGUGGGCGAUGUCGUGUGUGAUCAUCUCAACCUGCCUGGUGCACUGGGUCAUCAUCGAGGGAUCCUGGAAAUGGUUCCUUGCCUACCGGGACGCACAGUCAUUUCGCUUCAGCCAUUACUUUGUCAGCUUCCUCUCUGAAUUAACAAUAACAAGUGCAGGCUUAGGAGCUUCCCGGGUGUCCAAUGGUGAAGUGAAAUGGGAUAUUUCUGUAGCUCGCCCGUUCCAUAUAGAAAUGCCUCGAUCAUUGGUAGAAGUGGUGACCAACUGGAAUCUUCCUAUGCACUACUGGUUAAAAACAUACAUCUUUAAGACAACUAGGAGAUUGGGGACAUUUGUCGCUGUCAUAUUCACAUAUGCUGCUAGUGCAUUAUUACAUGGUCUCAACUUCCAACUGGCAGCUGUCUUAUUUUCUUUAGGAUUUUAUUCUUAUGUUGAAUAUGUGUUAAGAAAGCGACUAUCUGAAAUCUUCAGUGGCUGUAUACUAGCAAAAAAGUGUAAACCGGAGUGUGGUCACAAACAUAAAGCAGGCAGUCUUUAUGUGGCCCUCGCCAACCUAGCCUUUGGUCUCUUGGCUGUGUUCCACCUGGCCUACCUGGGGUUGAUGUUUGACAGCAGUUCACAGCAAGAGAAGGGUUAUACAAUGGAACACACCUUAUCCAAAUGGGCCAACUUGGGCUACACAAGUCAUUGGGUGGCCGUGGCAUGCUACAUGUUCUACCUGCUCAUAUGAAGGAUCACAGGAGACUUGGAGGAAUCUUAUGCUAUGGGCGACAAAGGAGAAAGUGUACUUUACUCUACUCAGCUCCAACAAAGGAAGUCUUUUCUGCCCUGUCUUUUCUAAUUUCUAGCCGAAACAUUCAAUUUGUUCUUCCAUGAGUGUGGGGCUAUUCAUAAGGACACAUGCAUAAUCUGAUGGACAAUUGUUGUGGUAUUGGCGUUGAUAUAUGAAAUGGAUCACAUGGUCUACUUUGUCACGCAUGGUGUGUAAUGUGGACAACCACUAUCUGGCCAACGAGAUCAGUAAAAUGAUUUCAGAUGGUCUUCUCCAAUCUCAAAAUGAUUGAUUGUAAACAAUAGAAAGAUACUUCCUAGGCAAAGUGGGCAGUCGUGUGCCAUCAACUCUCUGAACGUGCUUUCUUGAAUGGUGGUUUGUACCAGUGUGUACAUUGCAAAUGGGUGCUGCUUGUUUGUUGAUUCCUUGUGUUUUAACGUGAAUUCUCAAACGAAUGAGGGCCCCCACUGUAAAAUCUGUCCAAACGAGUGUGUUAAAAGCGAGCCUUUCCGACUUAUGUUGUCUUUCUAGUCCUAAUGAAAUAAGCAUUUGGAUUGUCUGUGUGGUGUUCAGCAAGAAAGGUUUGUUGUGCUCUUGGGCCUUUCAAAAUCAAAACCAGUUUUUUUCAAGGCGGGAUGAAUGUAUAAGCGUGCCACUACAAUUAUACGCCAAGUGGGUUUAUUGGCCUAGUGAAUCCGACUUCGGUGAGAGGUUUAGUCCCCACAAGCUACUCUUGUUUCUCUCUUGGUGGGGUCUUUGGCCUGCCCUGGCACAGACACCAGAUAAAAGGAACCUCGAUUUUAAGUCUCAUUCGAAGGACUGUAAAGAGCCAGGAAUUUUAGUUCCUUGAGAGCCACGCCGGUUCAUCCAGAAAUACAAUCCUGCGAUCGAACCCGGGCCCUUUUGUGUUGAGCCAGCAGUGUUAACCACUAGGCUAUGAAGCUCCCUAGUAUGCUAGUAAAUGGUGAGUUUGUGUCUUGCUAUUCUAACAGCUCUAAAGUCUUGUCUCAACCUUUCAUCGGAAUCCAUUCUAUCAGCUCUGAUGUCUCAUAUUAUACUUCAACUUUAACAAUACACUUUAGACAUAUUUCAUGUUUUGUUUAUUCUCCUGCAAACAAUCUUGUGUGUUUCUUGUCUUAACCCUUUGCAGUAAUUUCAGUUUUUAAUAUAAUGUUCAAUGAAUUAACACUCGUACAUAUUUCACACGAAAAAUGGAGGACAAUUUGGACAGGAGCUGUCCUCCUUCUAAAUGGUAAUGAUGUUAAAGUGAAAGCUGACAGUUCUAGCUCCUAGCUCAUCAGCUGAUUCAAUACUUAUCGCAAGAUGUGAAGUGGUGGUCUUAUUACCAAUUAUGCAGUUCAUUUUGAGAGAAAUCAAAACAUAUACCCUAUGUAUUUUGGGGGUAUUUUUUAUUUGUAUAGAACUUGGUACUUGUAUGUUGGAGCAAACAUUUACACAGAGUUGUGGGCACACAUGAACCAUGGAGGUAUCAAUACCUCCAUGCAUGAACCGACUGAUACUGUCCAACAGUCUGCCUCCAGCAGGAACCACGACUCAAUAUCUGUGCUGGAGAGAUUCGCUAUUGUUUGUAACCAUGGUAACAGUUGUUUUAUGUUAACCAAUUGUAGUGUUGAGUUCUCAAGACUAAAAUGUAUUAAAAAAGUCAAAAAAUUAUAUAAGU